This is a messenger RNA of Morchella importuna, 2940 nucleotides long. RefSeq lists its product as uncharacterized. Gene Ontology annotation, cellular component: membrane; endoplasmic reticulum. The record is from RefSeq and is a predicted model, not a curated record. Bases 1 to 2940 code for a protein of 979 amino acids. Lineage: Eukaryota; Fungi; Ascomycota; Pezizomycetes; Pezizales; Morchellaceae. The transcript has 6 exons. Gene Ontology annotation, molecular function: dolichyl-phosphate-mannose-protein mannosyltransferase activity. Gene Ontology annotation, biological process: protein O-linked glycosylation via mannose.
AUGCCUCCCAAAAACCCCCGUCUAGCAGUAGACGAAAAGGGUUCUCGUUCUCGAUCUCGCUCCAGAAGUCGCUCGCCUGGUCGAAAGGCCAAGAAAGUUGUUGUGGAAGCACCGCCUGCAGCUUCUAAAGUCUCUGCGCUCCCACCGUCGUUGAAACAAGAUGUCUCGACCAAGAAAUAUCAAGUCAAAGACAAUGAUAUUUUGAUGCUCCCCUCAUCGGAUUUCCAGCUUCUUGCUCUGUUGACGGUUGUAGCAAUUGGUAUACGGCUAUUCCGUAUAUACCAACCAACUAGCGUUGUGUUUGAUGAAGUCCACUUUGGUGGAUUUGCGACAAAGUAUAUCAAGGGAAAGUUCUUCAUGGACGUACAUCCUCCACUCGCGAAGAUGCUCAUCACACUGGCAGGCUGGCUGGCUGGAUUUGACGGAAGUUUCGAUUUUAAAGAAAUUGGAAAGGACUAUCUUGGACCUGGAGUCCCCUACGUUGCAAUGAGAAUGUUGCCCGCUGUUUUGGGUAUCAUGGUGGUUCCUAUUAUGUUCUUAACCUUAAAAGCAGCUGGUUGCUCUACAGCUUCAGCCUUUUUGGGCGCCGGAUUUAUUAUAUUUGAGAACGGACUUUUGACUCAGUCCCGUCUUAUUCUCUUGGAUUCACCAUUGGUUAGCUUUACUGCCGCCACAGCACUUGCCUGGACUUCUUUUCUCAACAUCCAUGAACAAGGCAUCUCAAGAGCGUUCUCCCCCAACUGGUGGUUUUGGCUCACUAUGACUGGAUUGGGCCUUGGAGCUACCGUCAGCGUGAAGUGGGUUGGUUUGUUUACAAUUGCCUGGGUUGGAAGCUUGACUAUUCUCCAAUUAUGGCUUCUUUUAGGUGAUACCAAGAAUAUUACUCCCCGCCUUUGGUUUAAACACUUCUUUGCUCGUGUUUUCUGUCUUAUUAUUGUCCCCGUCGUGUUCUACAUGUCCAUGUUCGUCAUCCACUUUAUGCUCCUCCGUAAUCCUGGUGAAGGUGACGGUUUCAUGUCUUCGGAAUUCCAGGCUACCCUCAAUUCCAAGGGUAUGCACAGCGUUCCUGCCGACGUUGCCUUCGGUUCACGUGUUUCUAUCAGACACCAUAACACCCAGGGUGGUUAUCUUCAUUCACACAACCACAUGUACCCGACUGGCUCCAAGCAACAGCAGAUUACAUUAUAUCCACACAAGGAUGAGAAUAACAUUUGGACCGUUGAGAACCAGACAAACCCUGUCGGAGGUGAAGGAAUCUCUGGAUUUGAUGCGAUUUCUCCACCGGUCUGGGUCGAGGAUGGUGCCCUAAUUAGGUUAUAUCAUGCACCUACUGAUCGGCGCUUGCAUUCGCACGACGUCAGGCCUCCAGUUACUGAAGCGGAAUGGCAAAACGAGGUUUCAGCUUAUGGAUACAAGGGAUUUGAAGGUGAUGCAAAUGAUGUCUUCCGUGUUGAGAUUAUCAAGCACCUCUCUGAAGGGUCUGAGGCGAAAAGAAGACUCCGCACUAUUCAGACCAAGUUCAAGCUCGUUCAUACCAUGACUGGGUGUGUCCUCUUCUCCCACAAAGUCAAACUCCCAGAUUGGGGUUACGAGCAGCAAGAGGUCACUUGCGCGAAGGGUGCAACUCUCCCAAACAGCGUAUGGUAUGUUGAGCAAAAUGAGCAUCCGCAACUGGGCGAGGAUGCUGAGCGUGUCAAUUACCGCAAUCCUGGUUUCUUUGGUAAAUUCUGGGAACUCAACAAAGUUAUGUGGCAUACCAAUGCCGGACUUGUAGAGUCUCAUGCUUGGGACUCCCGCCCUUCAAGCUGGCCGAUAUUGAAGCGCGGAAUCAACUUUUGGGGCAAGGAACAUCGACAAGUCUACCUCAUCGGUAACCCGGUCAUCUGGUGGUCCUCGACUGCUGCCAUUGUUAUCUACGCGAUGUUCAAAGCCUUCGCAGUUCUUAGGUGGCAGAGGGGCUACAACGACUAUUCUGUCAAUAACUUCCGCCGUUUCGAUUUUGAGAUUGGCGUCGCUGUUUUAGGAUGGGCUUUCCACUAUUUCCCCUUUUACCUCAUGCAGAGACAACUUUUCCUACACCAUUACUUCCCAGCUCUGUACUUUGCUAUCAUCGCAUUAUGCCAGGUGUUUGAUUUCAUCACCGCAAGGAUUGCCACAUUAAAGUUAAGAGAGAAGCCGAUUGCCGGGUGGACUCUUGCUGUGGUAUUCUUGGCCUUCAGUAUUGCCGCUUUUGGCUUGUACGCUCCAUUGGCAUAUGGAAAUACCUGGACCAAGGGCGAAUGUAGAAGGGUAAAACUAUUCGAUUCAUGGGAUUGGGAUUGUAACACCUUUCACAACACUUAUGAGGAAUAUAAUGUUAUCAUGUCACCCAAUGAGUCAGCCAUAAAGAGUUCGAACCCACCUCUACAGGCCUCUUCAUCUUCUUCAGCUCCCGAGGAAGCCGUCACCAACAAACCCGCUGAAGAACCUGUUGUCGUCAAAAAGGACCCAAUCCAAGCUGCUGAUGCGGGCGAAGUAGUCUCCUCCGAAGAAAGGAUCGAGUACCGUGAUCAAGAUGGAAAUCUUCUAGACGAAGAACAAGUGAGAGCGCUUGAAGGCAAAGUUGAGUUUCAUACUCGCUAUGAAACACGCAUUCGUCUUCUCGACGAAUUUGGCAACGAGAUUUCAGAGGAAUCCGCCGUUCCUGUAGCGGAUCAAGGUGUUGCAGGGCCGUUGGUUGACGGUUCAAAUCCUGAGACUGUAUUGAAGGGAGCCGAGAAAGAUGCGCAGGACGAGGUUAGGCCAAGAGGUGUCGAUGUAGACACUGAAUCGCGUGAGGUUGUGAGCGAGAGUGCGGCUAGUCCAGCAAGUGAGGGUGUGAACACAGAGACUACUCAAGUAGAACAAGAGAAAAUUGGAACAAUGUUGGUUGAUCAAGUCGAGAAAUCUAUUGAGGUGUAA